AUGACCUCCACAUUGUCCAUCACCCUGUUCGUUAAAGACUAUGCUCACCUUUCCCUUGAUGACAUGCCCAUACUAUGGAUUAAUGCCUUUCCACUUAUCUUCAAACCUCGUGUAGCACAUUCCAGAAGUCCUGGCUGUAUCCAUUCUCCCCGUUUCGAUUUUCAUAUCAGACACACAACCUUUGCCAUUUCAAUUCCUCAAAUAGGUGAUAAUCGUGGGUUACUGAGGAGCGAGGAUCAAAUGGGCAGCGACGGGGUACAAGAAUGCUUGCCAGGGGAUUCCGGUGAGGCUCUGAAGUUGGAACAGGGGUUUAAAGAGUUGAACAUUGAGUAG
Molecule: messenger RNA, 333 nt
Organism: Sclerotinia sclerotiorum 1980 UF-70
Lineage: Eukaryota; Fungi; Ascomycota; Leotiomycetes; Helotiales; Sclerotiniaceae
Exons: 2
Coding region: 1-333 (110 amino acids)
Source: RefSeq, a predicted model, not a curated record